AUGGCUUUUGUCAGCUCAUUUUCUCCUUCAGUGGGAACCUCAGCAAACACUUUCUAUGGCGAACCCAACUUCGCAGCAUCACUUUCUUCAUCUACUGCUUUCCUGGGAAAACCACUUGCCUUCAUCUCUCCUUCAGUAUUUUCUGGUAAAAAUUCAAAUGCUGCAAAACGUCUGGUUGUCUAUUCCAAAAAAUUGUCUGGAUUGGAGCAGGCAAUGAGGAUAAGAAGACAACGGGAACUCGGGCCUUUUGUCCCUGACAAGAAAAGGCCUCCUUUGAGGCGAGGAAAGGUGUCUCAACGGCUCCCGGUGCCUGAUCACAUACAAAAACCUCCUUAUGUUGCGACAAACAUAUUGCCAGAAAUUUCAAAGGAAAUUCAAAUUCAUGAUGCAGAGGGCAUUUCUAAGAUGAGAGCUGCUUGUGAACUUGCUGCUCGGGUGCUAGAAUAUGCAGGAACAUUGGUUAGGCCAUCAGUGACAACAAAUGAAAUUGACAAGGCAGUGCACCAAAUGAUUAUUGAAGCUGGUGCUUAUCCUUCACCUUUAGGAUAUGGUGGUUUUCCAAAAAGUGUGUGCACAUCAGUGAAUGAAUGCAUGUGCCAUGGGAUACCUGAUUCUCGUCAGUUACAGGAUGGCGACAUUAUAAACAUUGACGUAACAGUAUAUUUAAAUGGUUAUCAUGGUGAUACGUCAAAGACUUUCUUCUGUGGGAAUGUGAGUGAUAAAGUGAAACGCCUUGUGAAGGUGACUGAGGAAUGUAUGCAUAAAGGAAUUGCUGCUUGUAGAGAUGGCGCUCUUUUAAGGAAAAUCGGAAAGAAAAUCAGCGAGCAUGCUGAUAAAUUUGGUUAUGGUGUGGUUGAUCGUUUUGUGGGACAUGGUGUUGGCACAGUAUUUCAUUCUGAGCCGCUUAUAUUUCACCACCGCAAUGAUGGUACGGGUUUUAUGGUCGAAGGACAAACUUUUACAAUUGAACCCAUUCUCACAUUGGGAAGCACCGAUUGUAUUACAUGGGAAGAUAACUGGACAACCCUGACAGCUGAUGGCAGCAUGGCUGCACAAUUUGAACACACCAUUUUGAUCACAAAAACGGGUGCAGAAAUUUUAACCAAAGUCUAG
Messenger RNA from Oldenlandia corymbosa var. corymbosa, 1113 nucleotides. Lineage: Eukaryota; Viridiplantae; Streptophyta; Magnoliopsida; Gentianales; Rubiaceae. The record is from the annotation of a GenBank genome assembly.